This is a messenger RNA of Penicillium argentinense, 408 nucleotides long. RefSeq lists its product as uncharacterized. Lineage: Eukaryota; Fungi; Ascomycota; Eurotiomycetes; Eurotiales; Aspergillaceae. Bases 1 to 408 code for a protein of 135 amino acids. The record is from RefSeq and is a predicted model, not a curated record. The transcript has a single exon.
AUGGCCGCGAAUGCCGUUCACACGAGGGUUACCCAAGCCGGCGAGGCCCAAUGGCGGACCGUUCGGGGCGGAUCCUGCGCGAUGGCAACACAGAAUGGCGACGAAUGGCAUCAUUGGGCUGGCAUGAUUGCAGCUGGUGGUCCCUGGUCUCACUCUAGUCCAGCCACCUUCGGCAGACCUUGCCAUUAUGCAUAUCUCGACUUCAUCUUCGGGGUCCCUCCUUUUCUCCCUGACGAGGGGUUCCUGCAGACACUGUCUGGCCUCACUGUCGAAUUGUGCCUUUUCGCAAUCUAUAUUUGUCUCGACUCGGUCCACAUGGACCAGAACAUUCUACACAUCGUCUCUCCGAACCGAGAGGCAAAGAGGGACUGGCGAUCAGGGGCCGGGGGACCCACUUGGUCAACCUGA